AAGAACGCACGGUAUCUCUCAGGACAAAAUGCCAAAAUUGAUAUCAUCUAGUCCCACACUCGCUCCUUGGCUUAUCACACUUUUUUUGGUGCGCGGAUGAUAUUCGUUGCGUCUUGCGUUUAAAAGGGAGAAUACGAGUAGUUUCUGGUCUCCUUCGAUUCCAUUCAGAAGCACAGGCCAUACCAUGCCAAGUCUAACGGUCCCACAAACUCCAAGAUAUGUCCCUGCUCUGCCUACUAAGGAAAACCUCCAAUAUGCAGAUCUUGCUAUCAUCGACCUGUCUAAAGCAGCAACCGUAGAAGGCCGUGCAGAACUGGCGGUUGAACUACGAGAGGCCUUGACUACUAAAGGAUUUUGCUAUAUUAUCAACCACGGGUACACCCAAGUUCAGAAUGAAAGGAUGUUUGAUAUCGCAGAUAUUCCCAUGUCUGGCGUACCUGAAGACGAGAAACGAGCGUACACCGGAGACAGCAAGAAUACAGGUAUAUUUCAAGGCUACAAACCAAGACAAUACUGGCACAUCGAUGCAGGCGUACGUGACCAGCACGAGCAUUAUAACUGCAACCGCCACGUCUAUAGCCUGAUGCAUCCACAAGCACUCAGACCGUUUCUUCCUGAUAUUGAUGCCUUCGUGCGUCAUAAUCACCACAACAUUCUCCAUAAAAUUUGCAGGCUCAUGGCAUUGAGCCUUGAACUUCCGGAAGACACGUUCGUGAAAUUGCACGAUUUUGAUGCACCCGGAGUAUCAUAUUUGAGGUUUAUGAAAUAUUUCCCUAGGUCAGAAGAAGAUGAAGUUCAGACAAAAAAUGUCUGGAUGAAAGGACACACAGGUUGCUCUACUCUUUGCAAAUGUUGCUUUGCUCAUACCGUAGCAGACUUCGGAAGUAUCACCCUACUUUGGAGUCAGCCAGUUGCUGCCUUGCAGAUCCAAACGAAAGAGGGCUGGCGCUGGGUCAAGCAUAUUGAAAACGCUUUGCUCAUGAAUAUUGGUGAUUCGAUGGAGUUCCUCACAGGAGGAUUCUACAAGGCGACCAUCCAUAGGGUUGUGCAACCCCCAAUUGAUCAGCGUGGCUGCACUCGGCUGAGUAUGAUCUAUUUCUCCUUUCUCAAUGACGAUGUCAAGUUGGUACCCCUCAUGGACAGUCCAGUCCUUCAGAAGGUUGGGGUUGAGCGUAAAUGUGAAGAUGAUGUAGCUCCUACUAUGAAGGCGUGGAGGGUUGCAAGAAUUAGUGCAUAUGGCGCGAGCGAUCUGCAGAAGGGCAAAGAGCCUGGCAUAGAGGAAGAGGUAUUGAAUGGCAUAGUUGUCAAACACUACAACUAGGUAGCAUCCGGAAAUUGGGUCUGCCUUCACCAGGCCUCUACACGACCUUAUCUGCGCCUUAGCCUAGGGCUCAUGUGGCUAGGAUUUCCCUGAAUGUGCAUUAGUCAAGAUGUGCGUAAUACGCCCUGAUAAUGAGGUGAUCAGCUGCUUCUACCUUGC
Suillus bovinus is the source of this 1480-nucleotide messenger RNA. RefSeq names its product Clavaminate synthase-like protein. The record is from RefSeq and is a predicted model, not a curated record. The transcript is spliced from 9 exons. Gene Ontology annotation, molecular function: dioxygenase activity. Bases 185 to 1321 code for a protein of 378 amino acids. Lineage: Eukaryota; Fungi; Basidiomycota; Agaricomycetes; Boletales; Suillaceae.